UCGCCUUUGACUCAGUUUCAUCUGCAGCUUGGAGGCACAGAUGACCAAACCCUGACUCGUUCUCUAUUUAAGUGUGCCGUCACGCUGAAGGACGCCACACAACCUGAAGGAUGUUCACCAACGCUACUCUCUCGAACUGGGACUCAUGGGAUUCUCUUAUAUAUGUUUCAGAAGCUGCUCUGUCCAGCCAUGCAGGACCUGAUGUUGCAUCCCCAGAAAACAUGCAGUCACUGACCGUUACCAUCCUGAGGGGAAAGGAUGGUUUUGGCUUUACCAUCUGCUCGGACUCACCUGUUCGUGUGCAGGCUGUGGAUCCAGGUGGUCCGGCUCACCAGGCGGGUCUGCAGCAGAUGGAUACAGUGCUACAGCUAAAUGGCCAACCAGUAGAGCAUUGGAAGUGUGUAGACCUGGCCCAUGCCAUCAGAAACUGCCGAAAUGAGAUCACUGUGGUGGUAUGGAGGACAGUGCCAGUCAUGAAGCCCUACUACGAAGGCCUGAUUCACAGACCCUCGUACAAACCUUCAGGCUUCGACAGUCUGUCUCCCACCACCAAGACACAAAACAGAACCCCACCCCUGCUGUCUCGCCCCUCUAACCACAAACUGGGACGCCGCAAGAAGGCGAGCAGCACAGAGGUCACAGGAAAUGGAAAUGGAACGGCGGAGCUGGCGUGGUCGUGGACGGCGAAACGGGAAGAAAACGACUACAAAACACGCACACAGACUCUCAAAGGCACUCGUGUGACCUCAUCGAGCGGAGACAACUAUAUAAUUUUGUCUCCGGUCAAUCCGGGAAACCAGAUAUUACAGCCUGUUUAUCCAGACAGCAAUGGAACAAUAGGAACUCUUGGGAGAAUUUAUCAGACUCACUCCUCCAGAGGCAUCCAACAAAAUGCGACUUACCUUCAGGAGACUACAAUGGAGCCACGGGCCACAUUACGCAGGUCUCUGAGCAAUAAAACGGCCACUCUUCCACCCUCAGCAUACAGACAGAGCUUUGCUAACUACCAGAACUGCACUAUCGUCCAGUCACACGUCCCCCACAAUAGCUACGGCACCUACGUCAGCCUGGCCCCCAAGAUCCUCAUAUUUCCUGUUUUUGUCCAGCCACUGGAUUUGUGCAGUCCGGAAAGAGCUCUGCUGUUAUCUGAGGAAAUGAUUCUUCAUGACAGCACAAACAUGCCCCUUAAGGCCACAGUGUUCAUCUACACAGACCUAAUGUUACUGACCAGAGAGGACGAACCAGGCCGAUGUAACGUGCUGCAGAGUCCUCUCUACCUUCAUCAAAUCCAGAUCCAAGAUGUUCCUGCAGAUAAACUGCGGCUGUAUGUUUCAUACAAAAUCGAGAGAACCGAGUGUCUGUUCAGUCUGGAGGCCUUUUCAGCCGAGCAGAAGAGAAGAGUGUACCAAUGUUUGAGAGACAAUAUCAACAAGCAGCUCAGUCUCAGUGAUAGAAUGGGCCACGAUCAGAUGCUGGAGCCAAAGACUGGGGAUCCGGCUGAUCUAGGGCUGCUGGGCUUUGGCACACACAGCGUCUCAGAACCAUGCUCUCCAUCCCAGCCCACAGUGCCCACCUUCUCUGGCCUCACCAGAAUCAGAACCAGCGUCCCCUCUGGAUGUGCCUCAUGCCCCACUGAAUGUGUCCAAACCUCUCCCACUUCAGGAGACAUCUCUAAAUCUGCACACGUGAAGCAUGAAGCUAUCUGGAAGGAGAGCAGGAAGGAGCCGAAGCGAGCUGAGCGAGAGCCAGAGUUUGAGAGGAGAGAGCAGGGUGAGGGUGAAAGUGCCAGGCCCCCAUCUUCAUCCUCCUCAUCCUCUCCUCUCGUCAUUCCUAAACUGUGCCUGGACCGCUCCUACAAUCCAGACGUUCUGACUUCACCAUCCACUGAUGAUGAUGAGGAAGACAUUGAGGAGGAAGAGGACGACGAUGAAGACGAGGACAGUGAUGAAGGCUAUCUGAAGCGAAGGAGCCUGGUGGAGAUGUCUCCCGGCAGGGGCAAGCAGAUCACUAGGCUCUCUGUACAACGCUCAUUGCACAGGCGCACCCACAGCGAGGGCAGUCUUCUACAGGAACUGCGUUCACCUCGCUUCAUCUCUGACCAGGCCAUACACUGCAUGGAAAAUGACACAGACGCACAGCAGCGCUGGACUGUCCCCUCACCACAGACCCUGAGAAAAGAGCUCACCAAGAACAGAGGAUCCGUUCAUCAUAUCUGCCUCCUGUUUACUGGCAAGCGGGUCUGCGGUCAGCCAAACUGCAAAUGUCAAGUGGGUAAAAGUGCCAUGAACAAGAAGAAAUCAAAAAAUCUAGCGAGAGACAUGAAAAGUCGACUGACUUUUCUCCGGAAAAAGAACGACAAACCUGGAAGCAAUUUAGCCGACAAGCUUGAGAAAUUCCUCAAAUCAGACAAGCCCUCUCAGGAGGAAGCUCUCAAAUGGGGAGAAUCUUUUGACCUGCUGCUUUCUCACAAAUAUGGACUGGCCGUGUUCCGCUCUUUCCUGCAAACAGAAUUCAGUGAGGAGAAUUUAGAUUUCUGGCUGGCCUGCGAAGACUACAAGAAAAUAAAGUCACUAUCCAAGAUGACUUCAAGAGCCAAAAAGAUAUACGAAGAGUACAUCUCCAUCCAAUCAUCUAAAGAGGUUAAUCUGGACUCAUACUCCAGGGAACAGACCAAGGGGAACAUGGAGAACAUCAGCACUGACUGCUUUAAUUUGGCCCAGAGCAGGAUUUAUGGACUUAUGGAAAAGGAUUCGUACCAUCGCUUUCUUCGAUCAGACCUCUACCUGGAUUUAACCCACCAAAAGAGGCCCAGUGCUACCACGGAGUUCUGUUAAGCCUGCUCUGUUUGGACUGUCAACAUUACUGAAGCUGUCAGGAUGUAGAGCACAGCUGUAUAUCACAUGGAUGAUGUCAGACUGUACAUGAUAAUCAGACUCCAAACGAUCUACAGCGCUGUUCUGAUUUGGGGAAAACUCCUUAGAUGGGCCAUAGGAGGUUGUUUUGGUGCAAUGCUGCCCCCUGUUGGUUGGUAAAAUGGGUCUAAAGUGUUGGUUAAUAUGCUGUGGACCUUAAAAUGUGCAAAAGGUAAAUGCAUGUUGGGUAAGAAAGCCUGGAAGGAGGCCUGGUACUUUGUAGUUGUAAUUUGCCUUGAUCAGUUGUUGCUGCUGUCCUUCCCUGAGACCAAGGUACACCUGAGGGUUGAAACAGCAACAAACCUAAUAAGUCAUUUUUAUUAAAGAAUGCCAGUUUACACCCAAAGAAACUGCCUUCUUAAUAUCAACACCCAUGUUUCUGAGAGAUCUGUGUUGAAAUGGGACAUUAUUGUACCUGGUGAAACAAGAUCCACAGGUUAACCAGGACUCCAACACAC
This is a messenger RNA of Trichomycterus rosablanca, 3370 nucleotides long. RefSeq names its product regulator of G-protein signaling 3-like. The record is from RefSeq and is a predicted model, not a curated record. Lineage: Eukaryota; Metazoa; Chordata; Actinopteri; Siluriformes; Trichomycteridae. Gene Ontology annotation, molecular function: protein binding. Gene Ontology annotation, cellular component: plasma membrane; nucleus. The coding region runs from base 111 to 2834 and encodes 907 amino acids. The transcript has 16 exons.